AUGGACUACCCCGCUUCGCGCCAGUCGCGCCCGCCGCGCUUCGCGAUCACCGCCUCCCUCCUCCUCAUCACCGUCUUCGUCAUUUGGAUGCUCGUCCCCCGCUCCGAGCCCCCGCCUGUCGAAGUCGUCCCCAUCCCCGUUGUCUCCAAGGCCGUGGUCGUGCUCAGCGGCCCCUCGGUAUCCGGCACCGUGACAUUCACGCAAGCGCUGCCCACCGCGCCCGUAACGAUCUCGGGCGAGGUCAAGAACCUCAAGGCGGACUCGCAGCACGGCUUCCACAUCCAUGCUUCGGGUGACCUCAGCAACGGCUGCAUGUCCGCCGGCCCCCACUUCAACCCCUUCGACCGCGCGCAUGGCGCGCCGACGGACAUCAACCGCCACGUGGGUGACCUCGGCAACGUCGCCGCGGACAGCAAGGGCGUCGCAACGUUCACGUUCGAGGACGCGCUUGUCUCCCUCAACGGGCCCCUCAGCAUCGUCGGGCGCGCCUUGGUUGUGCAUGCGGGGACGGACGACCUUGGUCGUGGCGGGGACGACGAGUCCCUCAAAACUGGGAACGCGGGUGCACGCACGGCGUGCGGGGUUAUUGGGAUGGCACCGUGA
This is a messenger RNA of Epithele typhae, 603 nucleotides long. Its product is annotated as superoxide dismutase. The record is from RefSeq and is a predicted model, not a curated record. Gene Ontology annotation, molecular function: copper ion binding; superoxide dismutase activity. Lineage: Eukaryota; Fungi; Basidiomycota; Agaricomycetes; Polyporales; Epitheliaceae. Bases 1 to 603 code for a protein of 200 amino acids. The transcript is spliced from 6 exons. Gene Ontology annotation, biological process: removal of superoxide radicals.